AUGUGCGCUGGAUCGACCGUGUAUUCUCCGCUUAAACGCGAGGGAGUGAAGGCUGGUGACCGUGUCGGCGUCGUGGGGAUCGGCGGCUUGGGUCACCUCGCGUUGCAGUUCAUCGUGCACUCGAUGCGACUCCGAUUGCUUUCUCAACGUCAACAAAGAAAGAAGAAGAGGCAAGAGAGUUCGGUGCAACCGAGUUCUACAAUCUCAGCAGUCCGGAAGAUUCGCAGCAUCCAAGACGUUGCUGAUACUCUCAAGCUUGCAGCCGAGAAAAACGUGCGCCCGAUUGUAGAGAACCUACCGAUGGAUCAAGUGAACGAAGGUAUUGAGCGCAUACAAGAAGGAAAAGCUCGCUACCGCAUCGUGCUGGAAAACUAG
Molecule: messenger RNA, 375 nt
Organism: Phytophthora infestans T30-4
Lineage: Eukaryota; Oomycota; Peronosporomycetes; Peronosporales; Peronosporaceae
Exons: 2
Coding region: 1-375 (124 amino acids)
Molecular function (GO): oxidoreductase activity, acting on the CH-OH group of donors, NAD or NADP as acceptor
Source: RefSeq, a predicted model, not a curated record